Rhodotorula graminis WP1 is the source of this 1174-nucleotide messenger RNA. RefSeq lists its product as uncharacterized. NCBI's taxonomy places the organism in Eukaryota, Fungi, Basidiomycota, Microbotryomycetes, Sporidiobolales, Sporidiobolaceae. Bases 33 to 1142 code for a protein of 369 amino acids. The transcript has 8 exons. The record is from RefSeq and is a predicted model, not a curated record. Gene Ontology annotation, molecular function: dioxygenase activity.
CCCUCACUGCGACAACGACCUCGACCACGACCAUGCCGACCUCGGUGCUCGACAUCCCGACCUGGCAGCGACCUGCACCGACGACCGAGAAACUCGACACCGUCCAACUCGCGUGCAUCGACCUCGCCAAAUGGCCCGACCGCAAGGAGGAGCUCGUCGAGGACCUUCGACACGCCGUGACCGACGUCGGCUUCUGGGCCAUCGAGAACACGGGCAUCACGGACGACGAGGUCGUGCGCCAAAUGUCGAUCGGCUCGGCCUUUCUCGACUUACCGCUCGACGAGAAGCGCAAGCACCCGUGCAACUUUGCCGAGGGCAAGUUCUUCGGCUACCGCGAGGGCGUGCGCAUCAUGGGCGACUCGGGCGUGGUCGACAACAGCGAGGCACUCUGUCUGCCCAAGGUGACGGCGUCCCUUGCGCAGGAAUGGCCCGUCGAGUACGACUGGCUGCAGCCGUUCAAGCCCGAGAUCGAGGCCUUCCAGUGCAAGGUCCACGAGCGCAUCCUCGACCCGCUCCUGCGGCUCUUUGCUCUGCUCCUCGAGCUCCCCGAGGAAUAUUUCUCUGCGCCGCACGCCUGGCACCGACCGAGCGAGGACCACCUGCGCUACAUGCGCUACACGCCAAACUCGCGCGAGGUCGACGAGCAGCUCAAGGACAAGCAGUACCUGAACGGCCACACCGAUUUUGGCCUCGUCACGUUGCUCUUUGCGCAAGUCGUCCAAGGCCUCCAGAUCCUGACGGCCGACAACGAGUGGAAGCACGUUCCCUUUAUUCCCGACAGCAUCGUCGUCAACACUGCCGACAUCCUGUCGUUCGCGACAGCCGGGUACCUCAAGUCGACGAUCCACCGCGUCGUGCGACCUCCUGAGGACCAAGCGCGCGUGCGGCGCAUGGGACUCUUCUACUUUAGUCGAGCAGCAUGGGACUUUCCUGCCGGCGUCGUUGCGCCUUCACCUGUCCUCGAGCGCCUCGGCCUGUACAAGCCCGACGAGCAGCCGGUCGAGCCAGUCUCGGGCCUCGAGUUUACCCGCGCUCGCGUCAAGCACAGCUGGGACCGGCCUGUGUACGCCGACGACGAGUUCAAGCGAGGUUUCUCGGUCGGCGGGCUCGCCGUCAAGACGGACUACGAGGCUGCGUCGUGAGUGUUGGACUGCAACUCGUUGUGCUCAGCGCC